Messenger RNA from Fragaria vesca subsp. vesca, 516 nucleotides. Its product is annotated as putative ribonuclease H protein At1g65750-like. The coding region runs from base 1 to 516 and encodes 171 amino acids. Lineage: Eukaryota; Viridiplantae; Streptophyta; Magnoliopsida; Rosales; Rosaceae. The record is from RefSeq and is a predicted model, not a curated record. The transcript has a single exon.
AUGCCUCCCUUAAAUUUCUUCAAGUUAAAUAUUGAUGGUACUAGAGCUACUGCUUCUGGGAAGAUUGGUGCAGGUGGAGUGAUUAGAAAUCAUGCUGGUACUUGGAUUAUUGGUUUUCAGAUUAAUUUGGGAGUUGGUGAAAUCCUUACUGCUGAAGCUUGGGGCUUAUUUUAUGGUUUGAAGCUUGUUGUUAAGCUGCAAAUUUCAAACUUAGAAGUUGAAUCAGAUUCUGCAAUUUUGGUUAAUUUGAUGCAAAGUUCAAAUCUGGCUCUCCAUCCUUUAGGCUCCCUCCUUGAUGGUUGUUGCAAGCUCAUGUCUAGAAUGGAAAAUGCUAAGCUCAGCCAUAUUUUUCGUGAAUCUAAUAUGACUGCUGAUGCUUUGGCAAAGAGUAGUAUCUCCCAUGAUUUAGGCUUCAUAAGCUUUGAAGACCCCCCUGUGCAUGCUGCACAAGCCUUUCUUGAUGAUUUGAGUUCUACUGUUAGAGCUAGAAGAUCUGCUUCAUGCUUUAAUAUUUAG